CGAUUCGCCUUCAGAUCGUAGAUUUCUACAGUUAUUAUUCUUUAUAUUAUAAUAAUUAGUCGGAAUUUUUAUUAAUAACGUGCAAAAAUAAGAUUUUCGUAAUCAUAUUUAUUAAUAAUGAUGGCUGAAUCAUGAAUAUUUCCCCUACAAAAUGCCCGAGUUUCCACAUCCGUAUCUGUAAGAAUUUUUGAGGAAAUGGGUAGUGAGAGAGCGGAUGUGCUGAUUUUUCAACAUUUACAUCUUUAUUUCUACGAUAAUUCGCUUAGUUUAUUAAAUAACUACUGAAAAUCUUGAAAUUUUUAAGUAAAUUUCAUCCAUUCGUCUAUUGUUUUAACUCAUUUUAACAAAAAUUUCGACGGUUCUAAACAUCAAAUCCUCAUCAUUUGAAGUACCAAAAAAAAAGGAAACCGGAUGACGUCGCGAAUAAAUCGUCCAAUCAAAAUCGUAGUAGUCGGUGACGGAACAGUAGGUAAGACGUGCCUAUUGAUUUCUUACACCACCAAUGCCUUUCCCAAAGAAGAAUACGUUCCUACAGUUUUCGAUAAUUAUUCGUGUACCAUGUCAUGCGACGACGUGACAGUCAGUUUGACUUUGUGGGACACGGCGGGUCAAGAAGCUUACGAACGCCUCAGACCACUUUCGUAUUCGGGAACGGACGUAUUUCUUCUGUGUUUCAGCGUGGAUAACAUCAACUCCUACGAGAAUAUAUCUACAAUGUGGCAUCCCGAAAUCAUCCAUUACUGUCCUAGAACACCGUAUAUUCUAGUCGGCACAAAAACGGAUCUGAGGGAAAAUGGCAACGGCUCGAAUUUCGUAACAAAAUCUAUGGGAAGAAAGAUGGCCGCUAAAAUUAAAGCUGUUAAAUAUGUCGAUUGUUCUGCUAAGUUGCUAGAAGGAGUUACCGAAGCAUUCGAAGAAGCUGUGAGAGCGGUUCUCAAUCCCAAAUCUUCGUCUCAAAUAUUUAAUUGCCGAAUUUUAUAAGUCAAAAUAUUUGUUUGCGGUAGCAUAUACAAUUGUUUAGUUUCUAUAUUCGCGAAUGAGUUCUCGAUAAUAUCAUUAUUCACCAAUUUUAUAAGUUGGAACCUUGCUUGAAUACUCACUACACCAACUUAUUGAUCAUUGAAAAACCAGAGAAUGUACUGUACAUGAAGAUUAAAUGUAUCUUCUGUUAUUUGCAAUUUGAAGUGUUAAUAAAAUUGUUUUCUUCACGGAAAGUUGUGUAAGAACUACAUACUAGAUGUUCUUAAGAUAUUCCCAUUAGAACUUUACGGUUAAGGUAUCAGAUUAAAGCGCUCUGGUGGCUCGGGUUCGAUAACGAGCGGUCAAAAAACCCUGAAGUAUUUUGGAGGGAUAGGCCGUGCUCUUACCCUCAUUAUCCGGUUGUCCCAUUGUGGGUCUAAUCCAGUGGUUCUCAACCUUUCUGAAGCCGGGGAACACCAUUA
Molecule: messenger RNA, 1442 nt
Organism: Centruroides sculpturatus (bark scorpion)
Lineage: Eukaryota; Metazoa; Arthropoda; Arachnida; Scorpiones; Buthidae
Product: ras-related protein ced-10-like
Exons: 6
Coding region: 412-981 (189 amino acids)
Biological process (GO): small GTPase-mediated signal transduction
Molecular function (GO): GTPase activity; GTP binding
Source: RefSeq, a predicted model, not a curated record